Dacryopinax primogenitus is the source of this 729-nucleotide messenger RNA. RefSeq lists its product as uncharacterized. The record is from RefSeq and is a predicted model, not a curated record. Lineage: Eukaryota; Fungi; Basidiomycota; Dacrymycetes; Dacrymycetales; Dacrymycetaceae. The transcript has a single exon. Gene Ontology annotation, molecular function: carbon-sulfur lyase activity. Bases 107 to 631 code for a protein of 174 amino acids.
AUCCCAGCACUUCCAGUGCUCGGCGACGGGCGACGGGGGGCUCGCCCGCUGGCUCAACCAGGACGGCACCUUCUGGUGCACUUGGCCGGGCCUGGAUACGUUCUCGAUGCCUGCUCAGGUGGGGCAUGUGAAGUCUCACACGGACGGGAAGGGCAGAGAGGUACGCACGGCGGGGUGUAAAUGCCAAGGCGUGAAAUUCGAGAUCCUCCGCUCUGGGGAUCUGGCCUCGGAGGGGAAAUGGGAUGCACACCAUUGUUUUUGCUCCGACUGCAGGCUCUCGCUUGGUCAUCUCCUGCCGUCCUUCGUUUCCGUCGACGACGACCAUAUUACCUGGCUGGAGAAGGGAACGCUGAAAACGUACGACAGUAAUUUGGAGAAAGGCACUCAGCGACUCUUUUGCAGCAAGUGUGGGGCGAGCGUCGGCAAGCGGCUCGCCUCCGGAUCAAAACUGGACGUGAAUCUGGGCAUGAUCGAGCUGGAUGGAGAGUCGGAGGAGGGAGGGAACGGCGAGGGCCUAGCGGGGGUGUUGAAGGAAUGGACGGUUUGGAACGGGCCUCGGUUCUUGGAGGAGACGAAGAUCGGGAGGCUGGGUGAUGAGAUCUUGAUGGGUAUGAAGAGGGAUGGGUUUUGACGGCUUAUGAAGCUUCAAAUUUCUGUUCGAGGACUUCUGAGAGUUUGAAUAGGGUUGUUGGGAAUUAAGAAUUAGCUUUGACUUUUGAUAGAAAUUGC